AAUGGAUGAAAAAUUUGAGGAACAGGGCAAGCUUCCCGAGCUUAAACUUGAUGCGAGGCAAGCUCAAGGGUUUCUUUCAUUCUUCAAAACCCUACCCAAGGAUGUUAGGGCAGUUCGUCUCUUCGAUCGUCGGGACUAUUAUACUGCCCAUGGAGAUGAUGCAACUUUCAUUGCAAAGACAUAUUACCAUACCACAACUGCUUUACGGCAGUUGGGUAGUGGAGUUGGUGCUCUUUCCAGUGUUAGUGUGAGUAGAAACAUGUUUGAAACAAUAGCUCGUGAUAUUCUCUUGGAGAGGAUGGAUCGUACUCUUGAAUUGUAUGAGGGAAGUGGUUCAAACUGGAAACUGGUCAAAAGUGGAACCCCAGGAAAUUUUGGAAGUUUUGAGGAUAUUCUGUUUGCUAAUAAUGAAAUGCAAGAUUCUCCUGCGAUUGUUGCUCUUGCGCCAAAAUUUGAUCAGAAUGGAUGUACAGUUGGGUUAGGCUAUGUUGAUAUUACUAAGAGAGUCCUUGGUUUAGCAGAAUUUCUAGAUGAUAGCCACUUCACCAAUUUGGAGUCUGCUUUGGUUGCUCUUGGUUGCAGAGAAUGUCUUGUACCAACAGAGACUGGGAAAUCCAGUGAGAGCAGGCCUCUAUAUGAUGCAAUAUCGAGAUGCGGGGUGAUGGUAACUGAAAGAAAGAAAACUGAAUUUAAAGGUAGGGAUUUGGUACAGGAUCUUGGUAGGCUUGUCAAGGGUUCAGUAGAACCUGUUCGAGAUCUAGUCUCUAGUUUUGAAUGUGCAGCAGGUGCUUUGGGGUGCAUACUUUCCUAUGCAGAACUACUUGCGGAUGAGAGCAAUUAUGGAAACUUCACAGUCAAACAAUACAACCUCAAUAGUUACAUGAGAUUAGAUUCUGCUGCUAUGAGAGCACUGAAUGUUAUGGAGAGCAAAUCAGAUGCUAAUAAAAAUUUUAGCUUGUUUGGUCUCAUGAAUAGAACCUGUACUGCUGGAAUGGGUAAAAGGUUAUUGCACAUGUGGCUGAAACAGCCGUUACUAGAUGUAGAUGAGAUUAACUGUAGACUGGAUUUAGUUCAAGCAUUUGUGGAGGAUGCUGCACUUCGCCAAGAUUUGAGGCAGCAUCUGAAAAGAAUUUCAGAUAUUGAGCGGCUGACACACAAUCUUGAGAGGAAAAGAGCCAGUUUACUGCACGUUGUAAAACUCUAUCAGUCAGGCAUCAGAAUACCAUAUAUCAAAAGUGUUUUGGAACGUUAUGAUGGGCAAUUUGCACCACUAAUCAGGGAAAGGUAUAUUGAUUCUCUUGAGAAAUGGAGUGAUGAUAAUCAUCUGAAUAAGUUCAUUGCUCUUGUGGAAACUGCUGUUGACCUUGAUCAACUUGAGAAUGGAGAAUACAUGAUUUCUUCUGCAUAUGACUCAAAUUUAUCUGCUCUGAAGGAUGAGCAAGAGACAUUAGAGCAACAGAUUCAUAAUUUGCACAAACAAACUGCCAAUGAUCUUGAUCUACCUAUUGAUAAGUCUCUUAAAUUAGAUAAAGGAACACAAUUUGGACAUGUCUUCAGAAUUACCAAGAAAGAAGAACCAAAAGUCAGGAGACAGCUUAAUUCUCACUACAUUGUUCUUGAAACACGUAAGGAUGGGGUAAAGUUCACCAAUACAAAACUCAAAAAACUAGGAGAUCGGUACCAGAAGAUCUUAGAUGAGUAUAAGAGCUGUCAGAAAGAACUGGUAGCUCGGGUAGUUCAAACAGUUGCGAGUUUCUCCGAGGUGUUUGAAGGUUUAGCUGGUUCACUUUCUGAGUUGGAUGUGCUACUGAGUUUUGCAGAUUUGGCUUCCAGUUGCCCAACUGCCUACUCAAGACCAAAUAUCAGUCCACCAGAUACGGGAGAUAUUAUACUUGAAGGGUGUAGACAUCCUUGUGUGGAAGCUCAAGACUGGGUCAACUUCAUCCCUAAUGACUGUAGACUAGUUAGGGGAGAAAGUUGGUUUCAGAUUAUCACAGGCCCUAACAUGGGUGGAAAGUCUACCUACAUUCGUCAGGUUGGUGUGAAUGUCCUGAUGGCCCAAGUUGGCUCAUUUGUUCCAUGUGACAAUGCUACCAUUUCUAUUCGUGAUUGCAUUUUUGCUCGUGUUGGCGCUGGAGAUUGCCAGCUGAAGGGGGUUUCUACUUUUAUGCAAGAGAUGCUUGAGACUGCAUCGAUCUUGAAAGGAGCUACUAAUAGAUCAUUGAUUAUAAUUGAUGAGUUGGGCCGUGGGACGUCGACUUAUGAUGGCUUUGGUUUAGCUUGGGCUAUUUGUGAGCACAUUGUUGAAGAAAUUAAAGCACCAACAUUGUUUGCAACUCACUUUCAUGAGCUGACUGCAUUGGCCAAUGAGAAUGGAAACAAUGGACAUAAGCAAAUUGGUGGUGUGGCAAAUUUUCAUGUCAGUGCACACAUUGACUCUUCUAGUCGCAAGCUAACUAUGCUUUACAAGGUUCAACCCGGUGCUUGUGAUCAAAGUUUUGGUAUUCACGUUGCAGAGUUUGCCAAUUUUCCACAAAGUGUUGUGGCCCUGGCCAGAGAAAAGGCUUCUGAGUUGGAGGAUUUCUCUCCUAAUGCUAUGAUGCCAACUGACAGUAAAGAGGCAGUCUCAAAGCGGAAGAGGGAAUUUGACCCACAUGAUGUGUCUAGAGGUACUGCCCGAGCUCGUCAAUUCUUACAGGAUUUCACUCAGUUGCCUCUGGAUAAGAUGGAUCUAAAGCAGGCCUUGCAACAGUUGAGCCAAAUGAAGACCGACCUUGAGAAGAAUGCAGUUGACAGUCAGUGGCUUCAGCAGUUCUUUAGUUCUUCAGAUUAGAACUAUCUUCUACUCUAUGAAGCCUGGGGUGGGAAAACAAUACUGUUGGUUUUGUGUG
Molecule: messenger RNA, 2891 nt
Organism: Solanum verrucosum
Lineage: Eukaryota; Viridiplantae; Streptophyta; Magnoliopsida; Solanales; Solanaceae
Product: DNA mismatch repair protein MSH2
Exons: 13
Coding region: 2-2833 (943 amino acids)
Biological process (GO): mismatch repair; mitotic recombination
Cellular component (GO): MutSalpha complex; nucleus
Molecular function (GO): mismatched DNA binding; ATP-dependent DNA damage sensor activity; ATP binding
Source: RefSeq, a predicted model, not a curated record